Molecule: messenger RNA, 5693 nt
Organism: Coregonus sp. 'balchen'
Lineage: Eukaryota; Metazoa; Chordata; Actinopteri; Salmoniformes; Salmonidae
Source: the annotation of a GenBank genome assembly
AUGGUGGGGUAGUUGGUUACAUCACAAGACACACCCACACUAUUUACAAUUUUGACCCACACUAAAACACUCCCACACAUUUCCUUUGUAUUCUUUCCCUCAGACAAGUACUGUAUUUAUCUAUUGUAACACCAUAGUGAAACGUGGUGGUCAUGUGUGGAUUUGCUAUGCUUCCUUAUUUCCAUGACAACAAGUAACUAUCUGGAAUAAAGCUUUCUUUCCUCUUACUCACUCCUGCUAAAACAUCCACGGUCUCCAUGGUGACCAGUUAGUGUUUUAUGGCCCCCUGUCCACAGUAUCAAUCAACGCUGAUUAACUUCCAUUAGGGCGGCCCCCCCUUUUGAAGGCCCUCAGAAUUUUUAUAUAUAUUUUGUUUUUUGGGGGGGGGACUCAGUCGGGUUCUCAACUUACUGUUGCGAGUUACAAUAGUGGAAUACACAAGGUGAAAUUUGGUUGAGCAUCAGCAGUUUUUCUCUUGUUAUGUCAGUCACUGAUAGUCAGUUAGCCCAUGUCAGCUAACAUUUUUAGAUAGCUGGCCGAUUGGUAAAUUAGUCUUGUAGUAAUCAUGGAUGAAUUACUGCCCAGGGGGCCCCCAUUGAUUUUGUUAGUCAGUCUCACUCAGAUGUCAUAUUAAAAACUGCAAACUUUUCUCUCCGCCCUAUGGAAAAAUGUGUAGAAUUGCAGGAAAUGAUUUAUAGAAUUACUAGAUCUUCUCUCCACCCCAUGGCAAAGUGUGUAGAAUGAUACAAAAUGUACUCUAAAACGUAAAAGGAAUUCUCUACGGGCUGGGAGGUUUGGCGCCGCAACUGUUUGGCGCCCCCCCUUAUUUUCUUCCGGCUGCCGUUUUGAAACUUUGUUAUUAGCAUCAUUUAUUGUGGGCUGCUUGGUGCUGGAUUACUGCAACUCGCUGUUGGCUGGGCUCCCUGCCUGCGCCAUUAAACCCCUACAACUUAUCCAGAACGCUGCAGCCCGUGUGGUGUUCAACCUUCCCAAGUUCUCUCAUGUCACCCUGCUCCUCCGCACACUCCACUAGCUUCCAGUUGAGGCUCGCAUCUACUACAAGACCAUGGUGCUUGCCUACGGAGCUGUGAGGGGAACGGCACCUCCUUACCUUCAGGCUCUGAUCAGACCCUACACCCAAACGAGGGCACUACGUUCAUCCACCUCUGGCCUGCUAGCUCCCCUACCUCUAUGGAAGCACAGUUCCCGCUCAGCCCAGUCAAAGCUAUUCGCUGCUCUGGCACCCCAAUGGUGGAACAAGCUCCCCCACGAUGCCAGGACAGCGGAGUCACUGACCACCUUCCGGAGACACUUGAAACCCUACCUCUUUAAGGAAUACCUGGAAUAGUAUAAAGUAAUCCUUCUUCCCCCACCCCCCAUUAAAAAAUAUAUAAAAUAAAAAUAAAUUAAAAACGUGGUUGUCCCACUGGCCAUCAUAAGUUGAAUGCACCAAUUUGUAAGUCGCUCUGGAUAAGAACGUCUGCUAAAUGAUGUAAAUGUAAAUGUGAGUUGGUGCUUGACAUUAAUAGUGCCUACAGGAGAGGAUGAUGGGGUAUUUAUUGAUGUGGUAAAGACCAAGGCAGGGCACCCUCUGCUUUCCUGGUUCCCCAUAGGGAAGCUCUCCCUCUGGGACUGAUAGUAGACCUAGUAGCAGCUCAGCCAGGGAGAGAAGGAAUGCAAGGCAGACGGUCUCCCUCUCCCAUGUGACCUUUCACAUGUUAGAACACUACUGGUGUCUGGUGCACCCUGAAAGACAUUUGGUCACUUCCUUUUUCUGAGUCUAUUUCCUGUAGGAAAUGGUACUACUUGAGGUCAUUUAAAUUGGUAUAAUUGUAGGUCUAAAGGUAUCAUUUGAGGAGACAUUUCAGUUCUAUAGCUUUCACUUCAUACUAAAAACGGUGGUCAUUUAAUUGUAAGUCUUUAAAUAUCUUCUGUGGCUAUUUUAAGAACAGAUCGUAGAGGAUAAAUCAACAGAGACCAAUAAUGUGUUGACAGUUGUUGUGAUGUACUGCUCUGUGUAGUCAUACACACCCUACAUAUAUUGUAAUGCCCACUUCAUCAAAAUAGAAUAUAGAAUGACUACUACACUGUUUCUAUGGUCUACUGUCCAGUGUUGUGUAAUAAUACGUACCCCUCGUCUAUUGUGUUGCAGUUCUGUGUGGAACUGAACCAGGGCUCGUUGGACAGCGUGAGGAAGUGGAGAGGACCACGGGGGGUCUGGAAGAGUACCGUCUCUGAGAAACCCACUGGACUGUCCAACAAGGUAGGAUUACUGAUUACAUCACUGCACAAAAAAAUAUAGUUUUUCCCAUUCUGUCUUUCUUGCUUCUCUCUCUCUUUUUCCAUCUCUCUCCCACUCUGUUCCCCCCCCCCCCCCCCACCCUCCAACCCCUCUCUCACAUCCCAUCUGAAACAGACCACCAUCUCAAUAGUUCACACAGCCCAGAAAUAAACACAACCAUUAUUAGUAAAACAUUUACUACACUCUCAAACAACCUUUCUACACUCAUAAAACAGAACCUACUAAGGGGCUGUUAUCAGUGACCAGACGUAACGAAAUAGAUCCCGUGAUAUAAGGCCUGCUGUAGGAUUCAAAUGUCUAGUACAGUAUGAUUAAAGCUGGUUGAUUUAUGGGACCCUUAGAGAGGACAUUCCCAUAAUGUCUGUCCAAAACCACCAAGAAUCUCUCUGAGAGGACACACAUACGCACACACUCUGUCUUCCCAAACACCAGAAGGACUAAAUAGCGGUGUUUAUCCUCAGAGGAAGCUAGUCCUGAUAUGGACCCUUGAUAUAAACUUGAGCUUUAUUCUGCGUCUCUGUGGGGAUGGCUCCUGUCAAUAAGAUGGAUAGUACAUAUGAUGUGGAGGGGGGUCGUAAACAAACCCUCCCCUCUGACCUCUAGAACUGUCAGCCUCCCAGCUCUGUCAUCCCCUCUGUCCUCUAGUACUGUCAGCCUCCCAGCCCUGUCCUCCCCUCUGUCCUCUAGUACGGUCAGCCUCCCAGCCCUGUCCUCCCCUCUGUCCUCUAGUACUGUCAGCCUACCAUCCCUGUCCUCCCCUCUGUCCUCUAGUACUGUCAGCCUCCCAUCCCUGUCCUCCCCUCUGUCCUCUAGUACUGUCAGCCUCCCAUCCCUGUCCUCCGCUAUGACCUCUAGUACUGUCAGUCUCCCAGCCCUCCCUCUCCUAGUCCUGCCACUGCCAGCCUCCCAGCCCUCCCUCUCCUAGUCCUGCCAGCCUCUGCAGUUUGUCAAGGAGCUGUAUUGUUAAGAUGUUUUGGAAUGGAGCUAUAACUCUUCUGCUCCUGCCCUGAUCUGUUCACAAUAGAAGGAUCUGUGUGUACGAUUUGAUUUCGUUUUUAUAAUGGCUUUUGGUGGUGGGGUGGGAUGUGUGUGUACGAUUUUGAUUUGUUUUUAGUGUGUGUUUGGUAUCUGCCCUCUGCACAUGGUUUAAAACGCUCCACUGACUUAGCAGCAGGAAGAUGUAGCCAGUGGGUAUCAUAUCUGUCUGAGGCUCCACUGCAGUGAUCUAUGACACACAUCUCUCUCAGUAUCAAACUGGGCCAUCUGCCGCUGGGUCUAGCUGUGAUGCUGACCGUGCCCCUCUCUUACCCUGCUGUUACCCUGCUGUUACCCCCUGUUACCCUGCUGUUACCCCCUGUUACCCUGCUGUUACCCCCUGUUACCCUGCUGUUACCCCCUGUUACCCUGCUGUUACCCCCCUCUUACCCUGCUGUUACCCCCUCUUACCCUGCUGUUACCCCCUCUUACCCUGCUGUUACCCUGCUGUUACCCCCUGUUACCCUGCUGUUACCCCCUCUUACCCUGCUGUUACCCCCUGUUACCCUGCUGUUACCCCCUGUUACCCUGCUGUUACCCCCUGUUACCCCCCUGUUACCCCCUGUUACCCUGCUGUUAUCCCCUCUUACCCUGCUGUUAUCCCCUCUUACCCCAGCACAUGAUCCCCUCAGAGAGGCUUAUACCCUCCCUGGGUGAGAGGGGGCUCAUUCAACCAACAGAGAGGAUAACUGAGGAUAUCUACAGUAUAUAGGCCAGAUAUCCCCAGGCUCUUUAUAUUUAGAGGGCUAACCAGGAAACACCCUUAGUGAUAUAGUACAGAGGCUGAGCUCUGGCUUUGGGAAGUUCACUGAAGACUGAGUUGACUCCAAUACUGGUUCAAAGGCGUCCUGAAAGUUUAACUAGUCUCUUUUCUUCACUCUUGUCUGUCUGUUGUCCUCCGUUUCCUCAGGGAGUCAGUUAUUCCUCUGACUGUGUCUCCUGUUGUCCAAUCUCCUCCAGGGAGUCAGGUAUUCCUCUGACUGAGAUUCCUGUUGUCCAAUCUCCUCCAGGGAGUCAGUUAUUCCUCUGACUGUGUCUCCUGUUUUCCUCUCUCCUCCAGGGAGUCAGUUAUUCCUCUGACUGUGUCUCCUGUUUUCCUCUCUCCUCCAGGGAGUCAGUUAUUCUGGAUUCCUGUGGGACAGCUCUUCUGGGAUUGACCUGAAAGAUGCUUCGGUCCUGGAGAGUCCUGUCAUCAAUGGCAACGGGAAGCACCCCCACCCCCGGCCGUAUCUCGCCCACUUUUAUGUAAGUCAACAAGGAGUGCGUGUUUGGUGGGAACUCCCUAAACUGAAAUUACGAACAAACGCAUGACUCAUUUUAUUGCCCCUAUCAAUACCAUUAUAACCAUAUAAUGUCCUGCCAGAGAGACUAACAUUAUGUUAAUAGUUAAUAUGUGACUAGGUUGGAUUGUUGGAGCUGACAAUGGUCAAUGUCCACAUGAGAGCUCCGGCUAGGGCUGGGGAGUCCAACGGUAGGAACCACCACUCUGAGGAGGUUAAGGCCCAUAGACUGACCUCCAGUAUCCAGGACAUACUGAAAGGUCAGUAGCUGAAGGUCAAAGGUCACCCUAUUCUGUCUUUUCUAAGUUUACGUCCUCUUUCUCUUCCUUUAUUCUUACCAUCUUUCGCUUCCUCAGUGGUUUAUUGUAUUUGUUUAUUUGACCUAGUUACAAAGCUAAUGUAGCUACAUCGCUAAUGUCCAUCUGUGGUUCAUCUGUGUGACAGGUCAGAAGGGCCUGGUGGUGUUGGGGGACUUUGGCCUGCCCCCCCAGAGCAGUGAGCUGGACCAGCUUAGGAAGGAGAGGCUGAGCCCCCUGGUGCCCCCCAACAUGUUCACGAACAUCAGCACCCGCUCCCCCCAGGGCUCCCUCUGUCUGGACAACAUCUGGGUCAGCAAGUCACUGAAGAAGAGCUACGCAGGUACGUCUGUCUGUCUGAUGUCUAUGCAUGUAACUGUGUGUGUCAGAAUAUGUAGCGUUCAUACCAUUCUAGUUAUUCCCACUGCAAUAACAUGCCAAUCUAACAAUUGGCACAUGAAUGCUAGAUUUGCAUGUGUCUGUUAGUGUUAUGAGCUUGGCUAUGGAGGGAUUGUAGUGCCACCAGGAAUAGAGUCUGAUUGUGUUACCCUCUGACCUGUCUGUAUCUCCAUGUGUGUGCUUCCCCCUGCAGGACACUGUCUGGUGGUGCGAGAGGGCCUGACCAACCCCUGGAUACCUGACAACUGGUCGUGGGGCGGGGUGGUGUCCGACCAUUGUCCUGUCAUGGCUGAGUUCUUCGUGGAUGUGGCGCAGAAGGAGCUGAGAAACAGAGUUGCCGUGGUAGAGAGAGGAGAAAGUAUGUCGAAACACGAACGGUGA